Molecule: messenger RNA, 4474 nt
Organism: Manis javanica (Malayan pangolin)
Lineage: Eukaryota; Metazoa; Chordata; Mammalia; Pholidota; Manidae
Gene: COG3
Product: component of oligomeric golgi complex 3
Biological process (GO): intracellular protein transport; Golgi organization; intra-Golgi vesicle-mediated transport
Cellular component (GO): membrane; cis-Golgi network; COG complex
Source: RefSeq, a predicted model, not a curated record
CCGCUCUGCCCCGCCCCGCUGCCAGUGCCGUGUGGAAGCCCGGGCUCUCCCGGAAGUGGCCCGGUCCUCGCUGUCGGGAUCCCCCCAACCCCGCUGCUGCUGACGGCCGCGGGGCGGCGGCAAUGGCGGAGGCGGUGGCGGAGUGGGACGCUCGAGAGAAGCUGGCUCUCUGGGAUUGGAGACCAGACACGACGGCGCCGCUGACCGACAGGCAGACGGACUCGGUGCUGGAGCUGAAGGCGGCGACGGAGAAUCUUCCCGUGCCUUCCGAGCUCCCAAUUGAAGACUUGUGCAGUUUAACAUCCCAGUCGCUGCCCAUUGCACAGACUUCAGUAGUACCUGAAUCUACAGAAGACAUUCUCUUGAAGGGUUUCACUUCUUUAGAAAUGAAGGAAGAAAGAAUUGAAACUGCACAGCAGUUUUUCUCAUUGUUUGCAAAAUUACAAACUCAGAUGAAUCAGGAUGAAGAAACUAAAUACAGGCAGAUGAGGGAUUACUUGUCUGGGUUUCAGGAGCAGUGUGAUGCUAUAUUGAAUGAUGUAAACAGUGCUCUUCAGCAUCUGGAAUCACUGCAGAAACAGUAUCUUUUUGUGUCCAAUAAGACAGGAACCCUACAUGAAGCCUGUGAACAGCUCCUAAAAGAACAGUCGGAACUUGUUGAUCUGGCUGAAAACAUUCAACAGAAGCUUUCCUAUUUUAAUGAAUUGGAAACUAUUAACACAAAAUUGAAUUCUCCUACACUGUCUGUCAAUAGUGAAGGAUUUAUACCUAUGCUGUCCAAGUUAGAUGAUUGUAUAACAUAUAUCUCAUCUCAUCCGAAUUUUAAAGAUUAUUCUGUAUAUUUACUAAAAUUUAAGCAAUGUCUUUCUAAAGCUUUGCACCUAAUGAAGACAUACACUGUGAACACACUACAGAAUCUGACAAGUCAGUUAUUAAAAAGGGAUCCCUCAUUGGUACCUAAUGCAGACAAUGCCUUCACACUAUUUUAUGUGAAAUUUCGAGCUGCUGCUCCCAAAGUCAGAACUCUUAUUGAACAAAUAGAGCAACGAUCUGAAAAAAUACCUGAAUACCAACAACUGUUAAAUGACAUCCACCAGUGUUACCUUGAUCAGCGGGAGCUCCUUUUGGGCCCUAGUAUUACUUGUACUGUAACAGAGUUAACCAGCCAGAAUAAUAGAGAUCAUUGUGCCUUGAUUCGCAGUGGCUGUGCCUUUAUGGUCCAUGUAUGUCAGGACGAGCACCAGCUUUACAAUGAAUUUUUCACAAAACCAACGUCAAAAUUAGAUGAACUUUUGGAGAAACUGUGUGUUUCAUUGUAUGAUGUCUUCAGACCAUUGAUCAUUCAUGUUAUUCAUUUAGAGACUCUAUCGGAACUUUGUGGGAUUCUUAAAAAUGAGGUGCUUGAAGAUCAUGUGCAGAACAAUGCUGAACAACUGGGAGCAUUUGCAGCUGGAGUAAAACAAAUGUUGGAAGAUGUACAAGAGCGACUUGUCUACCGAACCCACAUCUACAUUCAGACAGACAUCAUGGGCUACAAACCAGCUCCUGGAGAUCUGGCGUAUCCUGAUAAAUUAGUAAUGAUGGAGCAAAUUGCACAGAGUUUAAAAGAUGAACAGAAGAAGGUGCCUUUAGAAGCUUCAUUUUCAGAUGUCCAGUUAGAAGAAGUAGAGUCUAAUAAUCUAAUAAAAUCUGGUUCAACAGACUCUCUUAAUCCUAGACCACAAACCACAAUUUCUCCAGCAGAUCUUCAUGGAAUGUGGUAUCCUACAGUCCGAAGAACCCUUGUCUGUCUUUCCAAGUUGUACAGAUGCAUAGAUAGGGCAGUGUUCCAAGGAUUAUCACAGGAAGCCUUGUCUGCCUGCAUUCAGUCGUUACUUGGAGCAUCUGAGUCUAUCAGCAAAAACAAGACUCAGAUUGAUGGACAACUUUUCUUAAUUAAGCACCUUUUGAUUCUUCGUGAACAAAUUGCUCCAUUUCACACUGAAUUCACCAUUAAGGAAAUUUCCCUGGACCUAAAGAAAACUAGAGAUGCAGCAUUUAAAAUCCUGAAUCCUAUGACCGUUCCAAGAUUUUUUAGGCUGAAUAGCAACAAUGCCUUGAUAGAGUUCUUGUUGGAGGGUACUCCUGAGAUAAGAGAACAUUAUCUUGACUCUAAAAAAGAUGUAGACCGUCAUCUGAAAUCAGCCUGUGAGCAGUUUAUUCAGCAGCAGACCAAGCUGUUCGUAGAGCAGCUGGAGGAGUUCAUGACAAAGGUCUCAGCAUUAAAAACAAUGGCCAGUCAGGGAGGACCCAAGUAUACUCUUUCACAGCAGCCUUGGGCACAACCAGCAAAGGUCACUGACCUUGUGACAAGUGCCUACAAGACAAUAAAAGCUAAGCUACCUGGGACAUUGAGAAGUAUGUCAUUGUACCUAUCCAAUAAAGAUACAGAGUUCAUCUUGUUUAAACCUGUUAGGAAUAAUAUUCAGCAAGCUUUCCAGAAGUUCCAUGUUUUGUUAAAGGAAGAAUUCAGCCCUGAAGAUAUCCAGAUCAUUGCUUGUCCUUCUAUGGAACAGCUGAACCUCCUACUCUCAGUUUCUCAAUAACCAGGCCAGUCUAGUUGUGCCCAGUAGGAGUGGACUGAGGAGUCUUGCAGUCUGCAGGACACAGGAAUUGCAUGUGGGAAUGUCCAUGAGAACCACAAAAGAGUGCUGCUCAGUGCUGACUGCAGAAUGAAAUACAAGCAAGUGUUAAAAGAUUGGUGUUUCCCUUUUAAAAACAUCAAAAUGCCAAAGAUUAAUGUGUGAGUGAUGAUAACUGCCUCAUUUAAAUGGUCACAAGAAAUCUAAGUUUUUUAGAGGAAGCUGUGGCAAGCAGCGGUGAAAUGGUUCCUAGCAAAAGAUGUGCAAUGAAAACUGGUUACAGUAGGUAGUGGCAAAGAAAAACUUUGCAGAAACACAGCUAAUUAGAAAGUUUCUACAAGCAAGGUUUGUUAAAGCAUGAAACACUGCGACACUUUUAACCACUGAGCAUUCCACAGUGACUAUUUUUUUACUUCCAGAAAUGUUAUUUCUACACUCUAUUUAAUACAGUGUUUCUCCUAUCACUUUGAAGUUUAGUUUGGAGUAGAUUAGAUGCUUCUGAGAACACAUUCUGCUUCCCUGGGAAUUCAGGAUGUUAUCUUCCUGUGUGUUUGAUGUGAGGUCGUUUCAAGAUGCAAGGACCUCGUGUAAGGUCCCAGUAUCUGCUGCAGUCCUUGAAUUGCUUAGGUGCAGAAUGUUCAAAAGCAGGGAGCUGAAGCCUCAUCGUAAUAGGUGCGUGCAGUAUCUUUAAUGAGAGUCUUGAUGGUACAAUAGUCAGUGUUUGUGAGUGGGAAGUACCAAUUAAGGUGUCUUAAACCUGGUACAUAAAGGAGACAGGGAAGCCUGAUUAGUGUAGCUCUUGCAUGAAGGUUAGGGUUACCAGCAUUCAGUACACUGCCUUCGGUUUCAGUAGUUCUUUGACAGUGAACACUGUCAUGUCUGGAAUAUGCAUUUACUGCUGUGUACCAGUCUUGUGGACCUCCAGACCUGCUACAGCAGAAAACAUUUUGCUAACAAAGACAGGAAUGAAGAUGGCCCACCCCUUAAAAUCCACCACACUAUAUCAGGGAUUAUCAGAUAAAUUAUGCAUGUCUGUGAGUUUUCCUACAAACACCUAUUUUCUGAUUGGAUUGGUUUUGCCUCUGAUGUUAUAAUAAAUGUAUCCUGCUUUUUGGUUUAGAAGGAAUUUUGAGUUAUUCAAACACUUUCUAGAGAUGGGCCACUGAUAAGAGUUCUGGAGUGUAGCCAGCAGACCUCAUCCUAGGCAGCUGUAGCAGCCAUUCCCAUCCCCUGAAAGCAGGCUCCUGCAGUGUGUAGGUAGGUUGCAUAUCCUGAUGUCCGUCAUUUUUAACAGGUGACUUGUGUUUCAGCUCAGUUUGAAUUGGUGAUGGGUGUUGCUUGAUAGAGCUUCAUACUCUGUUUUGGGCAGGUAGAAUGUAGAGAGGGUCCAUAUUCUUUGAUAUGAAAUGAAUGAAUUCGGAAGAUUGUAAUUUACUUUCACUUACUAUUUUAAAACAUGUUUAAUGAAAUAAACUGUAAAAUACAAGUUUUGUGUAUUAUAUGUAUAUUUGAUUUUUAAUAACCUUUCCAAAGAAAUGAGGACAUGAUUAUUGUACAGUACUGUGACUGAUUUGAUAUGGAGAGCAGAGCGUGUUCUUAAGGAUAAAAAUACUUGACAACACUUGUUCUUGUGUUUUGAAUCUUUUAUUUCUGAAAUACUCCAAGUGCUGAGUAGGUAAUAGUGAUUUAACUUGUUUGCUAAAUGAAUAUUUGUUUAAACCUGUACAGUUUCAAAUGUUUACUUAUAUAGUGUACAUACUUUCAAAUAAUUAAUUUAAAAUGCUUUAUAUUAUUGACUAGAAAUUGCUGUUUUUAAUGUGAAUUUUUUUUUAAAUAAAGAUUUUUGCUUCCUA